This is a messenger RNA of Loxodonta africana (African savanna elephant), 1209 nucleotides long. RefSeq names its product olfactory receptor 8K3-like. The coding region runs from base 169 to 1209 and encodes 346 amino acids. The transcript has a single exon. Lineage: Eukaryota; Metazoa; Chordata; Mammalia; Proboscidea; Elephantidae. The record is from RefSeq and is a predicted model, not a curated record. Gene Ontology annotation, molecular function: olfactory receptor activity; odorant binding; G protein-coupled receptor activity. Gene Ontology annotation, biological process: G protein-coupled receptor signaling pathway; sensory perception of smell. Gene Ontology annotation, cellular component: membrane.
UAAAAUUAGUGGGAGGUGGGUAUGUAUUGAAAUAUCCUAAAAUGGAAAAUUUGGAUUUAUUUUAUUUAUACUGGCUUUGUAAACUAAAAAGUCUACCAGAAGGUCCUACAAAAAAGCUAUUGACAAUGCUUAUGUCUCUCUCCAGAAUAGGUUUCCUAAUAGACCAAGAUGGACAAACACAAUCUAACAGUGCUGAAUGAAUUCAUUCUGAUGGGAAUCACAGACCGCCCAGAGCUGCAGGCACCAUUGUUCGGGCUGUUCCUCAUCAUCUAUAUGAUCUCAGUGGUGGGCAACUUGGGCAUCAUCAUCCUCACCAAGAUGGACUCCAGGCUACAAACUCCCAUGUACUUUUUUCUCAGGCACCUGGCUAUCACUGAUCUUGGUUAUUCAACAGUUGUGGGACCCAAAAUGUUGGUAAAUUUUGUUGUGGAUGAAAACACAAUCUCCUAUUAUUUUUGUGCUACACAGCUAGGUUUCUUUACUGUGUUCAUAACUAAUGAACUUUUUAUUCUGUCAGCAAUGUCCUAUGACCGUUAUGUCGCCAUCUGUAACCCUCUCCUCUACACAGUCAUCAUGUCCCAAAGGACAUGUUGGGGGCUGGUGGCAAUCCCCUAUCUCUACAGCACAGUUGUUUCUCUUCUCACCACCAUAAAGAUUUUUAAUUUAUCCUUCUGUGGCUACAGUGUCAUCAGGCAUUUCUACUGUGAUGGUCUGCCCUUGUUAUCUUUGCUCUGCUCAAACACACAUGAAAUUGAAUUGAUCAUUCUUAUUUUAGCAGCUUUUGAUUUUAUUUCAUCCCUCCUAAUUGUUCUUGUUUCCUACCUCCUUGUUCUUGUAGCCAUUCUCAGAAUGAACUCAGCUGAGGGCAGGCACAAGGCCUUCUCCACCUGUGGAUCCCACCUGACUGUGGUGGUAGUGUUCUAUGGGACUUUAAGCUUUAUGUAUGUACAGCCCAAGUCCAGUCAUUCCUUUGAUACUGAUAAAAUGGCUUCCAUAUUUUACACCCUGGUGAUCCCCAUGUUGAAUCCCUUGAUCUACAGUUUGAGAAAUAAAGAUGUGAAAUAUGCUUUACAUAGGAUAUUAGGAGUAUUAUGUAAUAUAUUUUCUCAAAGUUCACUAUACCAUGUCAUUCAUAUACAUUAUGCUAUGGGCUUUAAAUAUUUUCCUGUGUUUCUCCGGAGGGGAUACCAAGCACAAAAACACAGAUAA